AUCCGGAACCUUUUUUCUGCUGCAACUUUGUUUCUUUCGAAUUGUAUGGGCUGUAGAAUUUUGAUCCUGGUGGUCAUGUGAUUUUGAUCAGCCUAGUUAGCUAACUGAUAAAAGUCAACAUUUCAUUCUGUAGUAGGUACAUUUUUGUCGACUUUGCACAAUAAGAGUUAGACUAUAACUUAUAAUAAUGCUGUUGGUGUUAUCUGACGAACAUAAGGAGCACCUGGGGUUUCUGCCAGAGGUGGACUCUGCGGUGGUUGGUGAAUUUGGACGAAUAGCGGUUGAGUUCCUGCGAAAGGGAACAAACCCUAAGAUCUAUGAGGGGGCUGCCAGGAAGCUGAGUGUUGACGCAGAGACCGUACAGCAUGGUGUGGAGGGACUCAUGUACCUGCUCACCGAGAGCUCCAAACUCAUGAUCUCUGAGGUGGACUUUCAGGACUCAGUGCUGGUGCUGGGCUUCACCGAGGAGCUGAACCACCUGCUGCAGCAGCUCUACCUGGAAAACAGGAAGGAGAUCCGACACAUCCUGGGUGAACUCACACCCUCACUGCCACACUACCACAACCUGGAGUGGAGGCUGGACGUGCAGCUGGCUAGUCGUGCCCUCCGGCACCAGGUUAAGCCUACAGUGACUAUGAAGCUGCACCUGGAGGAGAGUGGAGGUGAUAAGAGCGCUAAGGUACUACAGACUGACCCUGCCACCCUGAUGCACCUCAUCCAGGAGCUGGAGAAAGCCCUAGCUGAGCUCAAGACCACCCAUUGCCGCAGGAUCCUACGCAACAUCAAAUAGGGACCUCCGACUGACACAACUAUUGUCCGUUAUUGAACUGGGACAUCACUGAUCUGGACGCGUGCAACAUCAAAUCCUUUGGACAAGGAUUCCUGUGCAACAUCAAAUCCUUUGGACACGGAUUCCUGUGCAACAUCAAAUCCUUUGGACAAGGAUUCCUGUGCAACACCAAACAGGGUUCUAUUCCUUGACCCCGGAACCCUAUGUAAGAGCAAAUAGGGUCCCCCCCUGACAUGAAAUUAUUUCUCAACUUUGAAUUGAGCUCUGCCAGCAGAGGGCGCUACAGCUUAUCAGGAAUAGCAGGGAUAGGAGAUGGGCCACUAUCACAUAGGAUAAAACUUUGUUGCCUGAAGUGCUUAUGUCUCCUUGUCUCCUUUUUUACUUUCUGUUUGGAUCAAGACCCAUAGCCACAGAGUGUCUUGGAGUAGGAGGGCUUAUCUAGGAUCAGUUUAGCCUUUUAGAUCAUAAUGAAUCAGAUUUAUAUGGACAGAUCCUAGAUUAGCUCUCACCUACUCUGAGACGCUUUGUGGACACAGGCCCUGGGAGAGCUGAUCAGGAAAAGUGAAAUAAAAAUGGCAGAGGCCACUUGGGGUAUGCUAUCACCUGUGCAGUUUUAUUCCGAUCAGGGAGGGAGAUGAGGCCACACUAAGGUGUUGAGAUGUAGACAUGUAAAGACAUUGCAAUUCUAAUUCACUUAGCUAAUGGCAAUCACAAUAACCAGAUCAGAAUUAGGUGGGAGGUUAUUUUGGGCAUUUCUAAUGUGGUAUGUUGAGGUUACUGAUGGAUAUUUUCUAACCUUGUGGAAACACAGCACUUGGCAAAAACCCUCAGUUGUAAUCAUGCAGUGCUUUUGGGUUCAAUUUCUUUGAUCAUUGAAUUUGUUCACCUUCACAUGUAAAAGUGUUAAUUGUAUUUUAUAUCACGUUUUUUGUGCUAACAUUUUUUUUGGGGGGGAUAGCCUUGAUUCUUUUCACGGACCAAUUGACCCUUUGCUAAGCCCUGCCCCAGAAUGUUGGGCAACCAAUCGCAUCACUCAAAUGGAUAGCAACUGUCGUCAUGUCCGACUCGGACAAGCUCCUGUUUAAAUCACAUGAAAUCCAGUGAGGACUAUGGAAAAAAACAGUUUUCUUUAAAAACAACAUUUUGCCUAAAUGGCUAAAUAACUGAACAGUGCAGCAGGAGUACUUGAUACUGUGAUUCCUGAAAUACAGAGCCUGUUGAUGGAGUAUUUUUCAAAUCUGAAAUUAUACUAAUAACAUUGUUUGCUAGUUCAGCUGGGUAGCAAGCUCUGUCUCAUUGGUCACCAAAAUGUAGCUGACGCUAGCUAGCUAGCCACUUAAUAUAACUUGUUUUCUCAAUGCAUGUUAGCUAGCUAAGUUAGCAAUGUUAUGAAUACAACUCCUAUCUGGUAUCGACAUCAGGAUAUGAUUUGAAAGCGCUAGUUGGCUCCAAAGGGGGUUAUAGUUUUGACUGCAUGCUGACAGUAAAUUCAAAGCCUUUCAGUGGCUAGCUGCACCACCUAGCAUAAUUUGAUCAGGUUCUCAGGAAACAAUUGUAAUGACAGUCCCACUACAACAUACCCAAGAGUUUCCUGAUUAGCAAAUGUUUAUUUUCAUUAUGUAUUAGAAAACACAGUUUGAGAUCAUUGUGAGGGGAUGUCGUCAGUGGUUGAAUGGGGAAUUGGACAGCACUGGAAAAUGUUUUCCGAUGUUGCAACAGUAACCAAGGAGGGGGCGGCAUAGAGAAGGGUCAAUUAUGGAGGACGGUGAGAGAACACUGCACUGUAUAAUGUAGAGGAUUCAGAAUGUGUUCUUUCUGUUAUACAUCAAGUGUUUAAUUUUUUGUUUUACUUCUGCAUGUCUGACUAAUGUAUUCUUCUAGGAUUUCUGAUGAUUUUUGAGUGGCUGAAUGUUACUUUGAAUUUUAUAAAGCAAAAAAGUUAAAAUGUU
Messenger RNA from Oncorhynchus mykiss (rainbow trout), 2739 nucleotides. RefSeq names its product COMM domain containing 2 (gene commd2). The record is from RefSeq and is a predicted model, not a curated record. NCBI's taxonomy places the organism in Eukaryota, Metazoa, Chordata, Actinopteri, Salmoniformes, Salmonidae.